Astyanax mexicanus (Mexican tetra) is the source of this 3585-nucleotide messenger RNA. RefSeq names its product opsin 4.1 (gene opn4.1). Gene Ontology annotation, cellular component: membrane. Lineage: Eukaryota; Metazoa; Chordata; Actinopteri; Characiformes; Acestrorhamphidae. The transcript has a single exon. Gene Ontology annotation, biological process: visual perception; G protein-coupled receptor signaling pathway. The record is from RefSeq and is a predicted model, not a curated record. Gene Ontology annotation, molecular function: G protein-coupled receptor activity. The coding region runs from base 362 to 1882 and encodes 506 amino acids.
GGUCUGUUUGGGUGAGCAUAUCUUUCUGCCAUUUGCUUUUUCAGAUCCCUAUUGUUAGUGAGAGUAUCAGCCUACAGAUGGAAAACCAGACAGUGGAUCAAUAAUAUCCUGAGAGGAUUGAUCAAUGUACUUAUAAAAAGCUAAUGCUGGGCACAGUUGUACCCAGAUAGACAGGAGGAGGAUAAGAUGUAUACUCCCAUAUCUCUGAGCAAGCAAUGUGGUUGAAUUUAUGUGCUUUAUAAAAGUCUUAAAUUAUUUCUCAACCUUUUGGGAUAAAGACUAUUUUUUUUAUAUUAUAUUAUUUUAAUAUUGCAUUGUUGUUUUGAUUGAAGUAUUUUUCCACAAUUUUGAGACUCGCACCAUGAGCCUCCACUCAGCUAAAAGAGGGAAUCUCUGCCACCCUGGGGAGUCCAACUGCACUGGAUUGAAGGAAUCCUUAAGUGGUCACCACUACAAGAUACUGCAUAUGCCUUUCCAUGGGCCAACUGCCCACAGCCACCACCACCACCUCCAUCACGAGCCUCCGCACCCCUUUCCCACUGUGGACGUCCCUGACCAUGCUCACUACAUCAUCGGCUCAGUCAUUCUGUUGGUGGGGGUCACUGGUGUGAUUGGAAACGCGCUGGUCAUCUAUGUCUUCUGCCGCAGCCGUUCCCUACGCACCCCUGGCAACAUUCUGGUGGUAAACCUAGCAGUGGCUGACCUCUUCAUGUCACUCACGCAGUCGCCUGUCUUCUUCGUGGCCAGCUUGCAUAGGCGCUGGGUGUUCGGGGAAAAAGCCUGUGAACUGUAUGCGUUCUGUGGGGGCUUGUUCGGGAUCUGCUCAAUGAUGACCUUGACGGCAAUAGCUGCUGACCGCUGCCUUGCCAUAACACGUCCACUUGCCUUGCUGGGCAGGGUCAGUCGCCGCAGGGCUGGGGCAGUGCUGGUUCUGGUUUGGCUCUACUCCCUCGGCUGGAGUUUACCUCCCUUCUUUGGCUGGAGCGCCUACGUCCCAGAGGGCCUGCAGACGUCCUGUUCUUGGGACUACAUGUCCUUUACACCAUCGGUACGUGCCUACACCAUCCUACUAUUCAUUUUUGUCUUUUUCAUCCCUCUGGGCAUCAUUGGUGGCUGCUACCUGGCCAUAUUCCAAGCCAUCCGUUCUGCUCGGAGGGAGGUGAAGGAGCUUGACUCUGGGGAGACGCACAAAAUGUUUCAACGCAUGAAGAGUGAAUGGAAGAUGGCCAAGGUGGCUCUCCUUGUCAUCUCACUCUUUGUGAUCUCCUGGUCACCUUAUUCCAUUGUGGCUCUGACUGCCACUGCGGGAUAUGCCCAUCACCUCACUCCUUACAUGAACUCUGUUCCUGCAGUGAUUGCCAAAGCCUCGGCCAUCCACAACCCUAUCAUUUAUGCAAUCACACACCCCAAAUACCGAGCUGCCAUCGCCCGCUACGUUCCUAUUCUCCGUGCCAUCCUAUGUGUUGGAGAAAAGGACAUGCGUUCCUCCUUUAGCUCCAGCAGCGGCUCCUCCUCUCGCCGACCCACUCUCACCAGUCAGUGCUCUCUGGGUGUCUGCAUUGGCAACGCUGCUCGUGCUAAUGGCCGGUGGGGAAAGACGCGACUGUCCUCCGCCUCAGACACCGACUCGUGCUGGACAGAGAGCGAAGCGGAUGGCUCAAGCAUCAACUCGCUGCCCUAUGCUAGGCGUGUGUCUACAGAGAUUUCUACAGACACUGCCAUCCCUCCACAGCAGGCCAGCGUGAGCACCGGCAGUGGGCAGAAAGUGGGGCAGGCUGAAAAGGUUGGCAGCAUGCCAGUGCCCUCUAUUACCCUGGAACCAGACAUGUUGGAUGGAAGCGUUAUUUCUGAUGGUAAAACUCUCCUCCUAUAUGGCAACUGAUGGAAAUAGGGAUGCUGGUGCGAGGUGGUGGUGUGCGUACUGCUGAAAACUUUACUUCCAUUACUGUAAAAGAAACUGUGACCAAAUUAAAGGGAAAUAUAAAGACAUCAACAUUAAUUAAAUACACUAUAUAGCCAAAAGUAUCCGCUUACCCAAAUCGCUGAAAUUACGCUCCAAAUGAUUAAACUUAGGUUCCAAUAACUUUAUACAGGUGUAUAAAACCAAGCAGCUAGACAUGCAGACUGCUUGUAUAAACAUUAACAAAAGAAUGGGUCGCUCUCAGGAGCUCAGUGAAUUCCUAAGUGGUAUCGUGAUAAGAUGCAACACCUAUGAAGUCUUUGUAAAAUUUUCUCACUACUUUAUAUUCCCCAGUCAACUGUCAGUGAUAUAUAACACAGUGAAAGGGACUAGGAAUAAAAACACCUCACUCUAUCAGCGUAAAAUAACAGAGCGGGGUCAGCAGAUGCUGAGGAGCAUAGUGCACAGAGGUCUCCAACUUUCUGCAGUCACUACAGACCUCCAAAAUUCUUGUGGCUUUCAGAUCAGCUCAAGUACAAGAGCAUUGAGAGCUUCAUGGAAUGGGUUUCCAUGUCAGAGCAGCUCCAUCCAAGCCUUACAUCACCAAACGCAAUGCAGUCGUGCAGAUACUUACGGCAGUAUAGUGUAUGACCGUUGAUGCACACUCGUGAAUGAAUGUGUGGCUAGUUUCUAGGUAACUUGGCUAUGACCACUAACAUUAGUGGAGAUGUUUUAAUUGAGUUAGCCUUUUAAAAUCAUUCUGUUGUCACAAAAAUAUGUGUUUACUUCAUUACUACAACAAUUUUCCAAAAUCAAAGACAUACUCAUUAACUAGCUAGAGACCUAGUGAAGUGUUGGUGUGGUGGUGUGAUGAUAUGUAUGGUGGUAACAUUGAUAAAUGCCCCAUAAGCCCCUUACAAAAAUGUUCAAGUAUUUAAAUAUACUAUUAGUAUACUUUUUUAAACUAAAAUUAAACAAGUAUGCUUUCUGUUUAUUGUAUUUGUACUUAUCAGUGACAUACUAAACAUAAUUAUACUAAAGUAUACUUGCCUUAUACUGACAAGUAUACAUAAAAAAGACUAAGUAUAUUUGCCAUAUACUCGCACUUAAUCUUUGGCUUGUAGUUUGAUGUGGAAUACCUUGAAGUAUAUAGUACUUAUUUUGGCAUACGUUUCCAAGAAGUAUUGAAAUAGUACACUUACAAGUCUACUACAAGUACAUUGAUCAUAGUGCACUUACUAAAUAAUAUAAACUUAGGAAAUAUACUUCAACUUUACUUAAGUUUACUUAAGUAUACCUUUUUUCAUAAGGGGCAACUUGGGAGCACUGCACUUAGCUAGUUAGCUAUGUUUAUUUACAUGUUUUUACAGUAACAAUUGGGGUUUUUGAGCUUUGUUCCAGUAUAUAUUGUGACUAUGACCUUGCUGUUAUAAACUGUACCAUGCAAGCCAAAAAAUGUUCUUCUAAUGAAUUUUUUAGUUGUAAAUACUUGUUUUGUGUUGUACUAUAUCUUGUAAACACUACACUCUACAAGAUUAAAGGAACUUUAGGCUACAUUAAUAUAGAGAUUUAUAUUAAACUAUAUAUAUUCAACUAUUUAUAUAGACUUCACAUUACUGCUACAAUCCAGCAAUAGACUUUAUAUAUGUCUAGUCUGAUUUGUGAAAUGUUCUAAUCUGAUUCUA